This is a messenger RNA of Saprolegnia diclina VS20, 672 nucleotides long. RefSeq lists its product as hypothetical. NCBI's taxonomy places the organism in Eukaryota, Oomycota, Saprolegniomycetes, Saprolegniales, Saprolegniaceae. The record is from RefSeq and is a predicted model, not a curated record. The transcript is spliced from 2 exons. The coding region runs from base 1 to 672 and encodes 223 amino acids.
AUGCAGUCGCUCCGCGUGCUCCUCCUGCUGGUCGUCCUCUGCGUCGCGGCCGUCGGCGCCAACGAGCAGCGCGUGGCCGUCGACCAUGGCCCGUUGGCCUUCUUCGAAGUGGGCUACCUGCGCCAUCUGCUAACGAGCCUCGCGCAAAAGGGCGGCGGCGGCGGCAAGCCUGCGCCUGCACCAGCGCCACGACCUGCACCAGCGCCAGCACCGCGUCCCGCGCCAGCUCCGGCACCAGGUCCGGCUCCUGGUCCUCGUCCAGGACCUGCGCCGGGCCCUGCGCCAGGUCCCGCCCCUGGUCCUCGCCCUGGUCCCGCACCCGGCCCGGCGCCGCGCCCUGUGCCCGCGCCAGUGCCCGCGACCGGUCCCCGCCCAAUUGCGCCGGCUGUACCCGCGAGCCAGCCGAUGCCCAACCAAGGCAUGCGCCCGAUGCCACCGCCGAUGAUCUACACGCCUGUGCAGCCCGUCGUCUUCCUCUCGGUGCAGACGUCGCAGACGAGCGUCGAUACGCUCAACAGCGACGGGUCGCUGGUUGUGGCGGCGGAUCCGGGGACAGCAACCACAGCGCCAAUCUCGGAUGGCACGCUGGUGAGCGCUGGCGCGGUACUCUCGCCGUGGUCGAGUACGCUGCUGCUUGUCGCUGUCGUGCUUUUGAGCUGCCUAACGGGCUGA